UCCUCGCUCCGCUCGCCUCUCACUUCACUCCGUCUUUGCUUCUCUCGCCUCUCUUCACCUGCCUCGCGCUCGUUCCGUCGCCGAGGAGGUUGUGGGCAGCCUCCGUCAUGUCCAUCCCGUUUCUCCGCCACUCCCUCCAUCUUCAGAGAUGAUCGUGACUGUUGGCGCCGUCGACACCCGUCCAUGAACCAUCCCUUGGGCGAUGACACUGCAUCCGGCCCCCGUCCGACACCGCCGUUUGUCCCCAACGGAGCAUGCCCCUCAAGCAUGUCCGGGGGCCUGGAAAAGACUCUCUCCGAUGUCCGGCUGUAUAUCUCCGAGCGUUUGGGCCUCAGCCGCCCCAGCCCGCACAAUGGACAGUCGAUUCCCUCGGGAGGAUGGCGGCCUGUUGCCCUGCGUCCCGUAUACCUUUGUUUGAUCGCGGCGGUCAUGUUUGCGAUGCUGCUCACACUUGACGUUCUUCGGCGAUAUAGCGAACAGAAGGGGGGUUUAUACUUUUUCCCGGAUACUGAUACUGUUUCCGACGCCCAGUCGUUCGCCUACAAUUACCUUCCCAUCAUCGCUGCUCUCGUCCUAGUCACCCUGUGGUCCUUCAUCGACUACGAUGUACUCCGCCUCGAGCCGUAUUUUCAGAUCUCCCGACCGGAGGGGUCGCCGGCGUCGGUCCUCUUCAUCAACUACAACUUUGGCCAGUCGUUUCUCACGCCGCUCACCUCGGCCAAGCGCGGUCACUGGGUCGUAUUGCUCGUGUCGAUCGCCACGCUACUGAUCCGACUGUUUCUUCCGGCCCUGCAGAGCACUCUUCUCGAGCUUCGGGAACUGAAUGUCGUGGAUGACGGGGAGAUCAAGACCUGGCCCCAGCUGCUGGACCUACAUACCCAGGCUGUAUGGAUCAUGGCGCAGAAAAGCAAUGAGACCCUGGCCUUGGACUCCGUUCUUACCGCCCGUGACAACCUGCGCAGCACUCGUUCCUCCAGCUACGCCGUUGCGCCCGUCGAAAUCAGCAUGGAAGACCGCCGUGAAAGCACCGUAUGGACAUUGAAUCAGACAAUUUACUGGGCUCAGCUGGCGUGUCGCGACGUUUUAGCAGACGACCACCUCUCAGUCUCCAUCAAUGAUACGUCAAGCGAUCCUCCGGUACUCUCAUGGAACGUGACGGGCGUUCAGCUGCAGGAUAUCAACGGGGCGGAACAGUCGUGUAGCUUGGACUUUCACUACAAAAAUAUCUUCUUCCCGACUACCGAUUACCUGCAGGUCCGGUAUUGGGAGCCUGCUUGGACGAACCGGACGAACCGGACGAAAUCCGCCCGUACCCAGGGAAAGGCAUUUACCGCCCAGGGCUGUGAUGACCCCUAUGACUUGUAUGGGAUUGUGAUCUCGGUCAACGCAACGGUCGGCGGGGCGAACAGUAUCAGCCAGUUGGGGUCUGAGUUCACCUCCUCAGCGGGGAUCUUCGGCUGCAAGGUUAGCUAUCGCCAGGCGGAGGCCAAGGUCUCCAUGCACGCCAACAGCUCAAUCACCAGCAUCUAUGGAUAUUCGGAUACGGAACGGGCCCUGGCCACCGACGAGUUCAACAUUGACGCUUUCCAGGACCUCCUGGCUCAGCGAGCACCGUACACAGGCGACAUGUUAUUCAUCGAACUGAACGAGACCACGGGCGACACCACGGUUACGGAGUUGCCCGUUAUCAGUCAGGACCUGGGUGACCUCGAGCCGCUCCUGGUUCUAGAUGCAUCCACAGUCAUGACGCCUGGGGAGUUUGAAUCCAAGGUUACCCGAAGCGUUGUCGAGACGUUUGUGCUCACGAUGGGUCGUCUGUUCAAUCCGGACCAGGAUCCGACCAGCGUGCCGGCUCAACGGCAGUCGACACAAGUCGCUAUCUCCGUGGUCUCCUUCGCUUCCUGGUGGUCCGAGGUAAUUCUGGGCAUUGCCAUCAUUCUCACCGUUUGUCUCAUUUACUUCUAUGGAAGGCGCCCCAACAUCCUCCGAAACGACCCGAGUUCCAUUGGGGCCAUGUGUAGCAUGCUGACCGAUCUUUUCGGGCCCUCCAACGUCCUCGGGGAUCCCCGGUCCGAAUUUCAUCAAUUCUCAACGCGUCAGCUACGCCAGAUCCUGCGAAACUGCCGGCUCCAGUGGCAGCAAGGGCCGAUGGGGCCCCGACUUGAGAUUAUAACUGCAGAUGCAGGAUCACCGGUCACCCUUGGUGAGCAGAUUCGGACACGGGUGGACCCUAUGCCUCACUUUUUAGUGAUUCCAAUUUUCAUCAUCGAAUUUCUUCUCCUCGCCGCUGUCAUUUCUGUCAUGGGAGUGACGGCCGCCACUCUCGCUCACGACGGGAGUUUUCAGCACCUCUCCCAGUCAGCCUCCAGCUUCCUGCAGGUGGUGACAUCAUUUUUGCCGUCCAUUGUCGCAUCUGCUGUGGCGGCUUUGUGCAACUCCAUUCUUCGCAACAUCAGCAUUCUGGAACCGUGGGUCCAUCUCCAGCGCGGGAUGGCGGCCGCUCGGACGUCGCUGUCCAUGAAUUAUGCGUCACAGAAUCCGUGGUCGAUCCUGAAGAAGGCGGUUCAGAACCGCCAUACGCUUCUCAGCCUCGUCUCGUUCGCCUGCGUCGCUAAUAUUCUGCUCACGGUCGUGGCCGGUGGGCUGUUUACUCAGAAACUGACACCGUCAUACCUGCCGUCUACCUCAUUGUACAUGAACUACAGCAACGCCCAGUUUCAGCGGCCCGAGUUUGCUGCUGACUUUACCGAGUUCGACCUGAUCCAGACCAGCAUCACGAGUGGUGUGCCGAUGCUGCCAUGGAUGGCCUCGAACUACUCGUUUGUCCCCAUCAAGAAUACGGACUCAGACCCCGACUUGAUGUACGGUGCGACGACACUGGGAAUCGGAAGCGAUCUGGAGUGCAAAGCGCUGACAAUAUCGCAAAAUCUGGUGGAAGAAGGCCAAAGCACGUACUGGGUGUAUCGCCCAUCCCGCGACGUCAGCCGACAGUGUAAGGUGAACAUGACGGCACUCGUGCGGCCCAGCGAAGCCAUUGCCCUCUCCAUCCACUUCCUCUCUCCUAUCGCGGAAUUGGACAUGGAUCUGUGUCAGAUGUCGACGGUGCUGGUGGUUGGACGAUGGAACUACACGGCGGAGUCCUCUUUCACCAAUGACAACACGAUCGCGCUUCAAUGUGAACCACGGAUGCGACUGCAGAAUUUCUCCGUGACCUUUGACCGACGGGGUCAGAUUUCCGACAUUGACCCGGUUGCGGGCACGGAGAUUACGUCAGGCACGAUGUACGAGAACGCGACGAUGGCGCUCGGGCAGUUCAACAAGGUCUUUGCGGCGAUUCCUCAGAGCUUCGUUGGGGAGGAACCGGGCCGGAACCGGUCCUACGUUUCGUCGUAUGACUGGGCGGGCUUCUUGGUGGCCCGUCUCUAUCGACAGCACGAGAAGAUUGUGCCCCUGAAAGCCUCAACCCUGAUGACGGAGUCGCAGGUUGUGUAUCAGUGGGUGUAUAGCACGUACUUUACCCUCUGGCGAAACAUGUACCUGGUCCCACUGGCGGACGUGGUGUCCGCCGGCAACGCGACGGUGAUCUCCAACACAUGGACAAUGGUCCCGUCCGUUCCGUCCCUGGUGAUGGCGUUGGUGAUCAUUGCGCUGGACACAUUGGUGGUGCUGGUGGUGUUUGGAACCCGUCGAGGGCGGUUCCGAGGGCCGCGUAUGCCACGAUCGAUUGGGGCGAUUAUUCCGUGGAUCGCGCACAGUCGCAUGCUGGACGACUUUCGCAACACGUACUCGUGGACGAACGCACAGCGGCGGGAGCACCUGGCGCGGCUGGACAAACGGUAUGGGUUUCGGAUGUUUCUGCAGGCGGACGGACGGUGGCGGUUCGCGGUGGACGAGGAGGCCGUGGGACUUGACGGCAAGCCGGCGGAGGGAGCGAUGGAUGCGACCAAGGGGGCUGAUGUGAUAGAGCUGCAGUCCAUGGGGGAGGCUGGGACUCCGCCUGGAACUCCGUCUGAGACUAUUCCUGGGACCCUACCUGAGACGUUCCCUGAGACUUUGCCUAGGACUUUGCCUGGGACUCCGCCGGGGACUCCGCGGGACCGCCCGGGAAAUCAUGAUUGA
This is a messenger RNA of Aspergillus ibericus CBS 121593, 4119 nucleotides long. Its product is annotated as DUF3433 domain-containing protein. The transcript is spliced from 3 exons. The record is from RefSeq and is a predicted model, not a curated record. Bases 184 to 4119 code for a protein of 1311 amino acids. Lineage: Eukaryota; Fungi; Ascomycota; Eurotiomycetes; Eurotiales; Aspergillaceae.